Messenger RNA from Brugia malayi, 375 nucleotides. RefSeq lists its product as uncharacterized. The transcript has 3 exons. The record is from RefSeq and is a predicted model, not a curated record. Bases 1 to 375 code for a protein of 124 amino acids. Lineage: Eukaryota; Metazoa; Nematoda; Chromadorea; Rhabditida; Onchocercidae.
AUGGAUAUGGAAACACUGACCUGGUGUGCGAUAAUGUCCAGCUGUGGUAGCUUAACGCUCGUUAUCGUGUUCAACGGCAUCCUACUCUGUUUAUUAGAACACGGACAUGCCACAGCGGAGAUUGCACUGUGUGAAGAAAAAUUCAUAGCUUCUUUGAGACUUCCGAUGGUGGGUGUCGUAGCACUAUCACAAAUAUGUGAUCUUUCUAUAGAACAGGUUGUCGGCGAAUAUGAUAAAGACUCGAUGGAACGCCGAGCAAUUAUUUAUACAGUUAUUGGACAAGACUAUGUCACAAAACAGUUUAUUGACACUUGCCCGAAAUUUCUGCAGAAUGGUUAUGAAGAAGAAUAUUUACUGUUCACUGAUAAAUUAUGA